Messenger RNA from Peromyscus leucopus (white-footed mouse), 4003 nucleotides. RefSeq names its product ecotropic viral integration site 5 like (gene Evi5l). The transcript has 21 exons. NCBI's taxonomy places the organism in Eukaryota, Metazoa, Chordata, Mammalia, Rodentia, Cricetidae. The record is from RefSeq and is a predicted model, not a curated record. The coding region runs from base 236 to 2764 and encodes 842 amino acids.
GGGGCAGCGGCUCCUGUCAGCGGGUGAAAUGGCAGCGGCUGAGCCGGUGACGGCUGCGGUCCCCGGGGGCGGCUGAGUGAAAGGGGCCGGGCCGCGGGGUUUGCGGGACCCCCGAGCAGUCGCGACCACGGGCGGGGGAAGCGGACGACGCAGUGCAGGGACGGCGAGGCUCGGCGCGGCGAUGGCGGCGCUCUCCGCGCAGACAGAGCUGUAACCUGGCUUACCCUCCUGGCUGAUGAGCCUGCCCACCAUGGCGAGCCCCACUCUGAGCCCCGACUCCUCAUCUCAGGAGGCGCUGUCAGCACCCACCUGCUCCCCAACCUCCGACUCCGAGAACCUCAGCCCAGAUGAACUAGAGCUGCUGGCCAAGCUUGAAGAGCAGAACCGGCUCCUGGAAGCCGACUCCAAGUCCAUGCGCUCCAUGAAUGGCUCCCGGAGGAACAGCGGCUCCUCACUAGUGUCCAGCUCCUCAGCCUCCUCUAACCUGAGCCACCUGGAGGAGGACACAUGGAUUCUCUGGGGCCGCAUUGCCAACGAGUGGGAAGAGUGGCGGCGCAGGAAGGAGAAGCUGCUCAAGGAGCUGAUCCGGAAGGGCAUCCCACAUCACUUCCGGGCCAUCGUUUGGCAACUCCUGUGCAGUGCCACAGAUAUGCCUGUCAAGAACCAGUACUCAGAGCUCCUCAAGAUGUCCUCACCAUGCGAGAAGCUGAUCCGCAGGGACAUUGCCCGCACCUACCCAGAGCAUGAGUUCUUCAAAGGCCAGGACAGCCUGGGCCAGGAAGUCUUGUUCAACGUUAUGAAGGCAUACUCCCUGGUUGAUCGGGAAGUGGGCUACUGCCAGGGCAGUGCCUUCAUUGUGGGCUUACUCCUCAUGCAGAUGCCUGAGGAGGAGGCCUUCUGUGUGUUCGUGCGACUGAUGCAGGAAUACCGGCUGCGGGAGCUCUUCAAACCCAGUAUGGCCGAGCUGGGACUCUGCAUCUACCAGUUUGAGUACAUGCUACAGGAGCAGCUUCCGGACCUGAACACCCACUUCCGAUCACAGAGCUUCCACACAUCCAUGUAUGCUUCAUCCUGGUUCCUCACACUUUUCCUCACCACCUUCCCCCUGCCUGUUGCCACCCGGGUCUUUGACAUCUUUAUGUAUGAGGGAUUGGAGAUUGUGUUCCGAGUCGGCCUCGCCCUGCUGCAAGUGAACCAGACAGAGUUGAUGCAACUGGACAUGGAAGGCAUGUCCCAGUACUUCCAGAGAGUGAUCCCCCACCAGUUUGACAGCUGCCCGGACAAGCUGGUCCUCAAGGCUUACCAGGUCAAGUACAACCCUAAAAAGAUGAAGAGGCUGGAGAAGGAGUACGCAGCUAUGAAGAGCAAGGAGAUGGAAGAACAGAUCGAGAUCAAAGACCUAGCAGGCGGAAGGAGAGAACUGACUUCGGCACGUUCUCCACAGUGGACCAUGGCGAUCGUGCACAUGUGCACACACAAACAUAGGCUUCGAACAGAGAACCGACUGCUCAAACAGCGGAUUGAGACCCUGGAGAAGGAGAGCGCGGCCUUGGCUGAUAGGUUAAUCCAGGGGCAGGUGACACGGGCACAGGAGGCCGAGGAGAACUACGUCAUCAAGCGGGAGUUGGCGGUGGUGAGACAACAGUGCAGCUCCACUGCGGAGGACCUGCAGAAGGCGCAGAGCACCAUCCGGCAGCUGCAGGAACAGCAGGAAAACCCUCGCCUCACAGAGGACUUUGUGGCGCACUUGGAGACAGAGUUGGAGCAGUCACGGUUACGUGAGACAGAGACUCUGGGGGCCCUUCGAGAAAUGCAGGACAAGGUUCUGGACAUGGAAAAGAGAAACAGCUCGCUGCCAGAUGAGAACAAUGUGGCCAGGCUGCAGGAGGAGCUCAAGGCACUCAAGGUGCGGGAGGGCGAGGCUGUAGCCUCUGCUCGGGAGCUGAAAUUGCAGCUGCAGGAGCUCUCGGACACCUGGCAGGCCCAUCUUUCCCGCGGUGGCCGCUGGAAGGAGUCCCCGCGGAAACUGGUCCUGGGCGAGCUGCAGGAUGAGCUCAUGACUGUGCGUUUACGCGAGGCACAGGCCCUGGCCGAUGGCCGCGAAUGGCGGCAGCGAGUCGUGGAACUGGAGACGCAGGACAACAUCCACCGCAACCUGCUGAACCGUGUGGAGGCGGAACGUGCGGCUCUGCAGGAAAAGCUGCAGUACCUAGCGGCACAGAACAAGGGACUCCAGACUCAACUCAGCGAAAGCCGCCGAAAGCAGGCAGAGGCUGAGUGCAAGAGCAAGGAGGAAGUGAUGGCGGUGCGCCUUCGGGAGGCAGACAGCAUGGCCGCGGUGGCGGAGAUGAGGCAGCGCAUCGCAGAGCUGGAGAUCCAGAGGGAGGAGGGUCGCAUCCAGGGCCAGCUGAACCACUCAGAUUCGUCGCAGUACAUCCGCGAGCUGAAGGACCAGAUCGAGGAGCUGAAGGCUGAGGUGCGACUGCUGAAAGGCCCACCAACCUUCGAGGACCCGCUGGCUUUCGAUGGGCUUAGCCUGACACGGCACCUGGAUGAGGACUCUCUACCAUCUUCUGAUGAAGAGCUGCUGGGCGUGGGUGUGGGCGUGGGUGCAGCCCUGCAGGACCCACUCUACCCUCUGUCGCCCCGGGACGCACGCUUCUUCCGACAUCUGGAAAGGCCAGCCAAAGACAGUGAAGGUAGCUCAGACAGCGACGCAGACGAGCUGGCAACGUCUUAUAGCAACCAAGGCCUGGACAACUGAGGCUGGGGGCCACUCACUGGGAGCCUGGAGGCCGCGACCACUGCUUGCCGGGAGGAGAGGGCAGCAGUCAGUGACCUUGCUGCUCCGCAGUACUAAACAAUUCUGUGCCUCUGCGGCUCCUGCCAACCACGGGCCAGGAGGAGGAGGCGGCACAGAGCGCAGGGCCUUGUGGCAGGCCUGUCCUACGUAGCAGUGUUUACCUGUUUUGGUCCAUACGGUCCAGGCCCUCCUGAGUUCAGGGGGUGCCUGGGUCAGUUACCUGGAGGGUGUUGCUCUCCUAAUAUGGACAAGGGCCGAAAGUGCAGAGGUCCCAGGACUUGCUAAACAGGAAGCUUCCUCCUCCCAGCCAGCUUCCCUUUGGGACAAGGGUGGCCCUGCUGGGUGGGGCCCAGGAGCCGCAGAGGGUUGGAGGAAGGAGGGGCAACUUGGACUUCAUAUUAGCACCCCAGGACAGGCUCCCUGGACACGGUGAUUUUGAACAGCCAGUCCCUUGCCACCAGGGUCAGAUGGCCAGGCUGGGCGUUUCUGCCUGGUGCAGGCAUCAUGGCCCCUGCAGCAGAAACCAAAGUCCCCCCCAUCCUGUGUGCAGGGUCACCACAGGUGUGAGUGGUCAGUGAGAACCCGCUCCGGCCUGGGCAGUGUCUCCCCACUCUCUAGGGCUACAGAAGCUGCAAAGAAGAGACCCUUUUCCCCAGAGCCCCAUCUUCCUCUGGAGAGUACUAAUAUCCCACAUGUUGGCUGGCUGUUGAAGAGAACCCCUUCCUUAGGAGUUCUCAGCCUCCUUGUUCCUGUGUCCCUAGCCCCACUUCUGGCCAGUUUCCCAGUCAGAGUUACCUCCCUUUUCUCCGUGAAGUGUUUCUGUGGCCUCUGCCCAGUCAGAGUUGAGAACGGUGCCAAAGUCCAUCGAGGCCCCAGGCUCCUUUAUCCUUCACCCCUGCAUCUUGGGACCCUGGGGACUGACCCCCUCUCAGUGCUCCUAGAGCCUCAGGUAGGGUGGUGUCCCAAGCAAUCCCUGGGUGCUUCCUGGGUAGGCCCCCAGCUCAGUCUCCAUUCCUGGUGGCCCACUCUUUAAGUGUUAAAAAGCCUGGGGGCCGGGGCAGGGUACCUUGAGGAGGCCCUCCUAGGUGCCCCUCACGUGCCCUUCCACACUGCCCACCACCAUUUUGCACACUGCCUGUUCACACUCCAUGUCUCCCAGGCAGGAAAGAUGGAAAAUAAAGUGUAUUUACACAGUCAAAA